AUCCUUUAGGAAUCUCAUAGCAUAAAUGCAAACACAAAGUCCAUAGGCAUAUUUGAUAUAUUCCAUUUACUGUUGUUGUUGUUGUUGUUUCAUUUUCUCUUUCGUUUCCUUUAAAUCCAUUCCAUUCUCAUUAUUUCAUAUAAUCUUUCUUUGCUCUGACUUGACUGACUUUCAAGUUCAACCCCUUUUCUUCUUCUUCUUCUUCUUCUUCGGUUCUCAUUCACACCAUAUACAAUACAAGAAAUAGAAAAAUGAAGUAUGUUUUGGUGACGGGUGGAGUGGUGAGCGGUCUUGGCAAAGGAGUCACUGCUAGCAGCAUUGGUCUCCUCCUCAAGGCCUGUGGACUUCGAGUCACUUCCAUCAAAAUUGAUCCUUACUUGAACACCGAUGCCGGAACCAUGUCCCCUUUUGAGCAUGGAGAAGUGUUUGUGUUAGAUGAUGGGGGUGAGGUGGACUUAGACCUUGGAAACUACGAACGUUUCUUAGAUAUCAAGCUCACCCGUGACAAUAACAUCACAACUGGAAAGAUUUACCAGGCAAUUAUUGACAGGGAAAGAAAGGGAGACUAUCUGGGAAAAACUGUCCAGGUUGUUCCUCACAUCACAGAUGCGAUCCAAGAUUGGAUAGAGAAAGCAGCACAAAUUCCAGUGGAUGGAAAGCCAGGUCCAGCUGAUGUCUGUGUCAUAGAACUGGGUGGAACUAUAGGAGACAUUGAGUCCAUGCCAUUCAUUGAGGCAUUAGGCCAAUUUUCAUACCGUGUUGGACCUGGAAAUUUUUGCUUGAUUCAUGUCAGCCUUGUGCCUGUCUUGAAUGUCGUUGGUGAACAGAAAACAAAGCCUACUCAACACAGCGUACGAGGGCUGAGAUGCCUUGGUUUGACACCACAUCUCCUGGCUUGUCGAAGCACAACGGCACUUGAAGAGAACGUGAAGGUGAAGCUAUCUCAGUUUUGCCAUGUCCCAAAAGAUAACAUCAUUACUCUUUAUGACGUUUCCAACAUUUGGCAUAUUCCUCUGCUCCUAAGGGAUCAGAAGGCUCAUGAAGCCAUCUUCCAAGUUCUUAACCUUCAAAGCAUAGCCAGGGAGCCUGAUUUGGAGGAAUGGACUUCCAGAGCUGAAACUGCUGAUGUGCUGCAUGAGCCGGUUCGUAUUGCCAUGGUUGGGAAGUAUACAGGCCUAUCAGAUUCUUACCUCUCUGUACUAAAGGCUCUUUUGCAUGCAUCUGUUAGCCUACAUAAGAAGCUUUUUGUGGACUGGGUUCCAGCCUCUGACUUAGAGGAUGCAACGGCUAAAGAGAAUCCUGAUGCUUAUAAGGCUGCCUGGAAGUUAUUAAAGGGCGCAGAUGGUGUUCUUGUCCCAGGGGGGUUUGGUGACAGAGGAGUGCAGGGGAAAAUUCUUGCAGCAAAGUAUGCGCGAGAUAACAGAAUUCCCUACCUUGGAAUUUGCCUAGGAAUGCAGACCGCGGUGGUCGAGUUUGCACGGUCUGUUCUUGGUCUACAAGAUGCUAACAGCACUGAGUUUGAGCCUUGCACCAAGAAUCCAUGUGUCAUAUUUAUGCCUGAGGGCUCAAAAACACACAUGGGCGGCACCAUGCGACUUGGAUCAAGAAGAACAUAUUUUCAAGUCAUGGACUGCAAAUCAGCCAAACUAUAUGGGAAUAAAAGCUUCAUUGACGAGAGACACCGCCACAGAUAUGAGGUUAAUCCUGAAAUGGUUGGACGUCUUGAAAAGGCUGGCCUGUGCUUUACAGGGAAGGAUAUAACAGGUCGACGAAUGGAGAUUGUUGAGCUUCGGAACCAUCCAUACUACGUUGGGGUUCAGUUCCACCCUGAGUUCAAGUCAAGACCAGGAAAGCCUUCUGCUUUGUUCUCAGGGCUUAUAGCAGCCUCAUGUGGGCAGCUAGAGAGUCUGCUGUUGGUGCAAGGACAAGGAUGUGAGAGCAACACUAAGAGAAUUCACCCCAUGACAGCAGGAGCAGGAGCAGGCAACAACAUUGAUCCCUCAGCUCCCAUAAUAUACCAAAAUGGAACUGCAACACUAGAGCUAGAUGGAAUUUAUAGCCUUUGCAAUGGGGUACACUAGUAGUGGUUUUCCUAAGAAUAUCUUUUUGGUAGUAUUGGAAAGAGGAUUGGUUGCUGUGUAUAGUAUUGGGAUUCAUAUAUAUAUAUAUAUUAUAUAAUGUGGAUGAUGAUGAUGAUGAUGAUGAUGGUAGAACUGGGGCUGAAUCCGGUUUUUUUGAACGGGUUGAGCUUGUGAAAAGUUCCUUCCACAUGAGUUGUACUAUUGCUAUUAUUACUACUGCUACUGGGUAUUGGGAAAGGUGUAGUUUUUGUGUGA
Messenger RNA from Humulus lupulus (European hop), 2336 nucleotides. RefSeq lists its product as uncharacterized. Gene Ontology annotation, molecular function: CTP synthase activity; identical protein binding. NCBI's taxonomy places the organism in Eukaryota, Viridiplantae, Streptophyta, Magnoliopsida, Rosales, Cannabaceae. The transcript has 20 exons. Gene Ontology annotation, biological process: pyrimidine nucleobase biosynthetic process; CTP biosynthetic process. Bases 252 to 2081 code for a protein of 609 amino acids. The record is from RefSeq and is a predicted model, not a curated record.